Aureobasidium namibiae CBS 147.97 is the source of this 4422-nucleotide messenger RNA. RefSeq lists its product as uncharacterized. Gene Ontology annotation, cellular component: HDA1 complex. NCBI's taxonomy places the organism in Eukaryota, Fungi, Ascomycota, Dothideomycetes, Dothideales, Saccotheciaceae. The record is from RefSeq and is a predicted model, not a curated record. The transcript is spliced from 2 exons. The coding region runs from base 1 to 4422 and encodes 1473 amino acids.
AUGGGAUCUUCGAAGCGAAAGUCUCGCCAUGUGAGCGAGGAGCCCGAGGAAAACCAGGAGCCGUACUAUUCCGUCCGCGGUAUUCUGAACGAGAACAAGACCAAAUACUUGGUCGAUUGGGAGGACAUUGGCUCGGAAUCGUUCAGGCCUACCUGGGAACCGAAAGCUUACGUUACCGCUGAGGCAAUUCAAGAAUGGGAAGAUAAAAAGAAGGAGAAGAAGAGACUGGCCCAUGAGAAGAACAAGAAGAGAAAGAGCAACACCGCUGGUCGUCUUUCCUCCCACGAGCCUAUCCAGACUGACGAAGAUGACGAAGAGCCUGGCAGCGAAAACCAAACUCCUGCGACCACAGCUUCUGGACAUCGACCUUCGAUCAGGGUGAAGUUCAGCAAAAAGAACCCUGUCGUCGAAGUCGAUUCGCCUGUAACCAGAGUCUCUGAGCCGAAGCCUACGGAGACGAAGUCUGGAAAUCCGCGACUCUCCGAAAUUGCGAACGCUCAGGCAGAAGACAAGGACGAAGUCGCCGAUCCACCCGCCAAACGAGGCCCUGGUAGACCCAAGAAAUCGAAUGCUGCCGCGGAAGGCGUUUCAAAGGAGAAAGAGAAGGUCGACAAUAGAGAAGGCUCGAGCCGCCCUCCUGUGAUAUUGGAACUUGGUCGUUCCACCGGCCAGAAACGCAAGCGUCCUGUCAGCGCUUCGAAGGCUGUGAACAUCUCUUCCGACGACGACUCGGAUGUCCUUCUCAGAGCCAAAUGCAGGCGGAACGCAGUUCCCGAGUCUUCUGAAGAAGCCCAACACGUGCAGGAGGCCAAACCUACUGCUGCUCUUAAGAAGAGAGGCAGGCCUAGGAGACCAAGCCCCAAGACUCCAGUUGGUGCAUCUGGUACUGAAGAAGAUUGUGCGAUGGAGAUCGAUGAAAGCGAACUGUACGAAGAUCCGGCUGCUGCGCAGUUACAGCGUGAAGUCCGGUCCGCACGCAAGCAGUCGCCUGGCCGACAGCAAUUGUCGAGACAAUCGCCUGGUCGACAACCCUCCCUGGAAUUCGACGACGGGAUUAGUGACUUCCGUUCGUCUCAGAUUGUCAGAGGCACACAACAAGAGCCGCUUCAUCUUGGAGAAGACACCGUUAUGGAAGAGCCCGCAGACUCUCAAUCCAUAGUUGAUGCUGCUGCUGCUUCGAGUUUGUCAGCGAAGAACUCACCCUUCGAGCCAUCUGGAUCGACCUUCGAGAACAUUACAAUCAACAGUUCUUCCGGGGUUCAUACAAUCUCCAAUCUGCCGCAUCGUCGCUUUGGCCCAGAUGCUGUCAUCUGUGAUUCACAGAGUUACCUCGACGGCAGUAGUCUGCACAUAUCAGAGCAGCGCACCGAAGUCCAAGAAGUCAUGGAUGAUCAGAUGCAAAUUCGCGAGGAUGCUUCGACCGAAAGCCAGAUCGUUGUAGAGCAUGACAUUGCCGACAAGAUGAUGACUCAAGAGCUGCCUGUUCCUGAGAGUAGUAUUGCACAGGAUCCUAAGGAUGCCCCACAGUCGGACGUCGCUGCUCUGGCUGCAAGUGAACAACCACCACUUGAACUAUCAACCAGAAACAAUACCAGUGUACCCGCAGAAGCAGCAUCAAGUUCUGCUGCUCAGGGAACCAUCCAUCAAGUUUCCACACGUUCUCCAUCACCAGCUCGAGGAGCUGCGCGCUCAAGUUCUAACUCAACUGCACCACCCACGGACCCUGCCGAUCAAUCAACUGAAUCGCAGUCGCACUCUGGAAACCAAGCCUCACACCCAGCCAAGUCUUCAUCAAAGAACAAGGAUUCAGUUGAGGCACCCUCAUCUUCUCCUGCUGCGCUCAAUCAGGAGUCUGGCCAGGCCGCUUCUGUUCACCCACCACAAGUGUUUACCCAGCAAAGUCACGUGGAUCAAGCCGCCCAACAGGUCUCGUUCCAGCAACCACCUACUCAGCAACGUCCGACACUUGAUUUUGUCCAAAGUUCUGCCGAGGAAGUUACAACAUCAUCUCUUGCAUUCAACACCCAGAUCGCGCCCGCGUUCGCGUUCGCUCCGGUGUCGCUUCCGUCAAGUCCUGUCCUAUCUUUACCAUCCAACUUGCCCAACACCAUCGGUGAUUCGGCUCCCUCACCUCUCAAGACCAUGUCUGAUCUCGGUAGCUCUAGCAUCGAGCGGAAUUCCGACGGCACCCCGAAGCUGAACCCCGAUGGCACACCCAAGAGGAUCAAGUUCGCCGACAGAAUUAGAGAAAUGAAAGCUACGAACCGGGCCAGACGUGAUGCUGAGGCUAGAGAAGAAGCUCUCGCUGAUGAGAGAGCCGCAGCUGCUCGUGCUGUCACCAGUACUCCUGCCAAACCUUCUGCACCGUUCAUGCAUUCGCCCAAGCCUGCAUCUGCUGUUCCCGCAAGACUCAUGUCGCCAGCCAUUACCGAUCGCGAAGAUCGCUCACCCUCAACUGUUCCUCCUGUCGAGAACAUCCCUGAAGAGACACCCGAGCAAAGCACUCGCUCUGAACACUACGAGACUCUUAUGCCUGGACAAGGUCCACAGAUCAAUACCGAGACUUCACGACCCUAUAUCUCGCAAGAUCUCGCCAUGCACGACAUUGAAGUUGAGACAAACUCUAACAACCAGCACUUGGUCUCGCUAGAAUUUGCGCCAUUACAGAGAGAUCAUUACACAUGUGCCUUCCAUGAUUCCAAAGCCAUAGUUGACAGCUUUACUCUGCACGGAAUCUUGCCAGCCGAUUCUACACUUGCACAACAAGCUCGUAAUUUCAUGCUCCAGCUUCAUCAUAUCGUCAACCACACAGAUCUCAACAACCCCGACGCAUCUACUCAAAGUUCUCCAACCUCUCAAUCAGAAUGGGAUAUGGCCGUGAGUUCGAAGUUCAGAUUCAUCAAGAGCCUUCUGGAUGCAGCCAAGCGUCACAACCUUCAUAUUGCAUUGCUUGUUGACCCUGGAAGACUUGCUGCCGUCCUCCAAGGCUUUUUGCAAGGCAUCAACAUCAUGUACAACGUCAUUGAUGGUCAAAACAACGUUGUCAACCACGAAUCAACUGCGACCAUCUUGUUGAAUAGCGUCGAGUCCGUCGACACAACAUCACUAGACAUGGACAUGAUUGUCGCCAUCGACGGAAGCACGUCCAAAGACAUAAUCACACGUACUCAGAAGAUGCUUUCACGUGAAUCUCUGGUGCCUACAAUCUCCCUUGUCAUCCCUCUGUCCAUUGAGCAUGCGGAGCUUUACCUCCCUUCUACUUCUACCAUGUCUGAAGCACAGCGUCUCCAUGUCCUCCUCAGUACCGCCACCAACGAGAGAGAGAAGGCUGGAUGGGAAAGCCGUGGCACCGACACCGACUUUGAGCGUAAGGCAUCCGACAUAGUGUCUUGGAUUCUGAACCCAGGUGAGGCCGACUGGACUUUAUACGGCCUUCAAUCGCUACAACUGAUCGAGGGAGGUCAAAGCCAGUCAUCGGAGGAUGAACUCAUGGUCGAUAACAGUGGCUCUAACAAACGCUCACUGGAUGAAGACAAUGAAGUGGCUCUGGCAAAGAGGGCCCGCGUCGAUGACUCGCUUCCGCUGACCAUCAACCCGGCCGAUAUGCACCUUGCGCCCGGCACCAUCCCUACCAACUCGCACGUCAGCAACUCUGUGGCUCCCUCGCAACACGCCGCCACUCUCCUACAGCUCAGCAAUGCUCAAGCAGAGCUCCGCGAGCUCACUCAAGCUAUGGAAGCUCUCCAAUACAAUUGUGAAGAGCAGCGCGCACAGAUGGUCCAGGCACAGAAGGAACGCAACGAGGCUAUCCAGAGAGAGGAGAGACUAAGAACUUCCAACGAUGAUCUCAGGGCCAAGAAUUUCUCGCUGCGUGACGAGGUUUCGAACCUGAAGAAGCAGUUGGAGGUUGCCAAUGCCGCCCUGCUCGACCACACAGUCCCUGAGCGUGUCGAGCUCGAGAAGAGCAAGGCCGAGGCCGUCGCCGCUGUCAAUGAGAGCAAGGACCAGACUAAGCGUGGCAAGAUGCUCGAGGAACAGCUCGACUACCUGCGUAGCCAGUACCAAGACCGCUCGAACGAGAACACCGUGCUGGCAAACAGCAAUGCCGACCAAGCCAAGCAGAUCGUCGAGCUCCAAAUCCAGGCCUCUGGCGAGCGUGCCAAACUCAAGGCAAUCAACAACGACACCUUGAUCAAGAAGUACGAAGACACAGUCAAGCAGCUUCGUACCGUCGUGAAGGAGAGAGAAGGAACCAUGCAGAGAAUGAGCGAGGAGCUCACUCGCCUGCGCGAGCCACGUGGUCGCGUUGGCACCAGGGCCAGCAGUAUCCCUCGCAGCCCUCGUGCCGGCACUCGCGAACCCGUGAGCCGCCAAGGCAGUCCUUCUGUUCAGCGCCCUCACCCAUUGAGAAAGGAGAACUGA